GGAGCUACAGGCUUUUCCAGUCUCAACAGCCUUUCCUUUUCAUUCGGACCUUAAUUUUUAGGAUAUGGGGGAACAAAAUAAAAUAUUAUCCCGUCCCAUUUUCCGCCGAGAUGUGAGCUGGGAUCCUUUCCCAAACUGGACGCAGCCGAGUCGGAUCUUCGCGCAGGACUUUGGCCUCCCUCCUUUCCUGGAACCUGGUGAUCUGGACUGGAUCGACUGGUCCAAGAAGAGACUGGCUUCUUUCUCCUGGCCUGCGUUCGCACAAAGUCCCCUUCUGCCUCCAUUCAGCGGUCAGCCCCCGGCGGCGUUGAACCAAAAGGGUCCAAGACAACUAGCCAGUGGAGUGACAGAGAUCCAAACGGGGCAGGACAGCUGGAAGAUUAACCUGGACGUCAACCACUUCUCGCCCGAGGAAAUUACAAUCACCACCAAGGGGGGUUAUUUGCAAAUAUCAGGAAAUCAUGAAGAAAGGCAGGAUGAGCAUGCAUCUGUUUCAAGGUGUUUCACCCGGAAAUACAAGCUGCCGAAGGGGGUGGACUCGCAACACAUCAGCUCUUCGCUGUCCAGUGAUGGACUUCUGUCCGUAGAGGCCCCGGCUCCGGGGACGUGCAUCAGCAACCCACCCAAUGAGAUUGUGAUACCAGUUCAGAUCAGACAGACACAGGAUGGGGAAAAGUAAAAGCAAGAAUUUGAAACUGCAAUCAGAUGUUGUGUGCAGCAACGUGUGUAGCACUGGUAUGAACACGGCACAGCUAGGCGGUUGUCGUGUUUUCCUGCGAUAAAAUACUGAUAGUGUAAUGUUAACAGAACAAUACCGUGCCACUUUUACAUUUGGUUUCACAAUCAAAUGCAAACUCAUUAAAAUAAUACAGAAUUAACUCAGAAAAUAAGGAUUUUUUUUUGGCUUGUCAUCACUUAUAAAUGGAUUAGCAUGACCUUGUAUCCCUAACAAUAUACCAUUAUGUUUUCAUGCUCUUUUAAUAUCAGAAUUAUAUAAACAAGUACAAGCUAGCAGCUGUAGUUGUGACCUUACGCGACCUAAGGGACUGUGGAGAUUAUGGCUGACAAUAAUGGCCAAGAAUGGACAGUGGAAAUGGAUUAUUUAUAUCCAAACAGUUUAUUUACUUCAGAACAAAAAGGUAUGUACGUCAAGUUGUGCUUCUGUGUAAAAUGGCAAUAUAAUUCCUAAUUAAUUCGUUUUGAUUUGAUUUUGCUUGUGAAGAAGAGAAGCAUUGUGAAAGCUGUAGUGAGGAUUGAUUGUGUGUGUCUGUCCUGUAAGUUGUUGAUGUAUUGACUAAUCAGCCUAAUAAAGCUGGCCAUGUCUGCCACAAAUGUAUGAAACAGCUUCUGCCUUAUAAAUUAAAAACAAUUCAUUUCA
Messenger RNA from Pseudoliparis swirei, 1378 nucleotides. RefSeq names its product heat shock protein beta-1-like. NCBI's taxonomy places the organism in Eukaryota, Metazoa, Chordata, Actinopteri, Perciformes, Liparidae. Gene Ontology annotation, biological process: response to heat; protein refolding. The transcript is spliced from 3 exons. The record is from RefSeq and is a predicted model, not a curated record. The coding region runs from base 65 to 679 and encodes 204 amino acids. Gene Ontology annotation, molecular function: protein folding chaperone.